AUGGCAAUGGUUCUUCAUUAUUACAGGGGUCAUAACUCUGGGUACCGCCGCCGCAUACUUCAUGUGGUUUCCAGAUUCGCCGGCCACCGCCUGGUUCCUCACCCCGAAGAGCGUGCGAUGGCAAUCGAGAGAAUCAAGGUGAAUCAGACAGGGGUAGAGAACAAAGUUUGGAAAAAAGACCAAAGCGUUGACAGACUACAAGACCUGGUUGUUUGCUCUGUUCUCGUGCCUCGGAACCAUUCCAAAUUCCUUAACAAAUCAACGAAGCAUAAUUAUAAACUCGUUUGGUUUUUCAACUCUUCAAACGACACUCUUGGCGUGCGUGGACGGCGUCGUCGAGAUAAUAACAAUCUACACCGGAGUCCUGCUGGCUUCAAAGUGGAAAGACGGGCGCGGAUAUGUGGCUGCUCUGUACUUUGUGCCAAACAUAUUGGGUUCGGUCCUGAUGAAUACACUACCAUGGUCAAACCAAAUUGGUCUCCUAUUCUCAUUGUGGAUCACUGGGGUCGGAACUACCGGGUUCGUACUUUCACUAGGAUGGUUGACAGCUGUCGUCGCGGGGCAUACAAAGAGGAUCACGCCAUUAUGCUGUCCGCAUAUUGUGUGGGGAAUCUCGUAGGUCCGCAGAUGUGGCAGGAAAAGUAUAAGCCUAGGAACCGGAUACCAUGGGCUGUAAUUACAAUAUGCUAUGUCCUCUGCCCUAUCACUCUUCUGAGCCUACGCUUCCUUCUCGCGCGAGAAAACCAAAGACGAGAUGCCGAGCCCAACGAGGACGACAUGGGCGAGGUCUAUAUUGAAGAAGUUCUUGUAGAUGGAACGAAAAUCGAACGAAGGGUCGACAAGGCUUUCCUCGACCUGACGGAUAUUCAAAAUCGGGAGUUCAGAUAUGUCCUUUGA
This is a messenger RNA of Rhizoctonia solani, 897 nucleotides long. RefSeq lists its product as uncharacterized. NCBI's taxonomy places the organism in Eukaryota, Fungi, Basidiomycota, Agaricomycetes, Cantharellales, Ceratobasidiaceae. Bases 1 to 897 code for a protein of 298 amino acids. The record is from RefSeq and is a predicted model, not a curated record. The transcript has 9 exons.